GUCUAGAAGCUGAGAUGCUUCCCUAGACUUCCCAAGUUAAGGAAUCUCAGGCAAUUGGAAUUGAUGCUCAAUCCUGGUGUCUCUGGGCUCCUUUGUGCAUACCUGCUAAGGGCGUCUCCUUUAUUGAGGAUACUUAAAAUUGAGUUUUGGGACUUCAAGUACUCCACAAAAGAAACGAAGAUACGAAGAUCUAAACAUCUACAUAAAAGCCUCAAGGUGCUUGAAUCGAAUGGAUUUGUUGGAUGCAAAGCUGAUCUGCAGAUUGCCUCAUACAUACUCAGCAGUACUGUGUCACUUCAGGAGAUAAUCAUUGAUCCCAGCCAUCCAAAUAAAUGGGCACCUGAAGAUCCUGACAAGCAACAAUUGGCUAGAACUCGCGCCAGGCAACACCUGGAAACAAGAUUACCUUUUGGUAUACAAUUGGUGUUGACAUAACGGUUUAUGAACUUCUUGGCUUGUAUCUACUUGUCUACUGGGUCUUCAAGGAUACAGGUUUUUAUUUUAUUUUUUGGGGCACAAUCUGCUAGUAGUGAGAAAACUAAUAUUAGUUAUUACAAAUAUUAUUUAAAUCGGUGUUCAAUCUGAACUUUGAAUUUGAGAUGAAGGUUAUUUACAAUAAGGUGUGGUGUUAUUAUUAUUAUUUGGCUGGGGGAUUAUUUGA
This is a messenger RNA of Camellia sinensis, 661 nucleotides long. Lineage: Eukaryota; Viridiplantae; Streptophyta; Magnoliopsida; Ericales; Theaceae. The record is from RefSeq and is a predicted model, not a curated record.